This is a messenger RNA of Brienomyrus brachyistius, 5517 nucleotides long. RefSeq lists its product as uncharacterized. The record is from RefSeq and is a predicted model, not a curated record. The transcript has 27 exons. Gene Ontology annotation, molecular function: protein binding. Lineage: Eukaryota; Metazoa; Chordata; Actinopteri; Osteoglossiformes; Mormyridae. Bases 1 to 5187 code for a protein of 1728 amino acids.
AUGAAGAGUGACAGGUCAAUGGUGGAACCAAUCGGCUUCAGAGAGGGACCAUUUCCAUCAGAUCAAAGAGGCCCCAGCAGCAGUCAUUUGGUGUUGAUCGGUACAAAAAUGGAGGGAGCUGCUUCUGAAAUGACCCCCCCUGUGGAGUGUAAAACAAGGGGAAUUGUACGUGUCCUGUUGGAGAGAGCAAGCUCACGUGGACCCAGCUGUGUUACCAUGAAGAGCAACAAGUCAAUGAUGGAACCAGUCACCCUCAGUGAGGGACCUUCUUCAUCAGCUCAUCGUGUCCUGAUGGAGAGAGCAGGCUCACCUGUACCCAGCUGUGUUUCCAUGAAGAGUGACAGGUCAAUGGUGGAACCAAUCGGCUUCAGAGAGGGACCAUUUCCAUCAGAUCAAAGAGGCCCCAGCAGCAGUCAUCUGGUGUGGAUCGGUACAAAAAUGGAGGGAGCUGCUUCUGAAAUGACCCCCCCUGUGGAGUGUAAAACAAAGGGAAUUGUACGUGUCCUGUUGGAGAGAGCAAGCUCACGUGGACCCAGCUGUGUUACCAUGAAGAGCAACAAGUCAAUGAUGGAACCAGUCACCCUCAGUGAGGGACCUUCUUCAUCAGCUCAUCGUGUCCUGAUGGAGAGAGCAGGCUCACCUGUUCCCAGCUGUGUUUCCAUGAAGAGUGACAGGUCAAUGGACCGACCAGUCCACUUCAGAGAGGGAACAUUUCCCUCAGAUCAAAGAGGCCCCAGCAGCAGUCAUCUGGUGUGGAUCGGUACAAAAAUGGAGGGAGCUGCUUCUGAAAUGACCCCCCCUGUGGAGUGUAAAACAAGGGGAAUUGUACGUGUCCUUUUGGAGAGAGCAAGCUCACGUGGACCCAGCUGUGUUACCAUGAAGAGCAACAAGUCAAUGAUGGAACCAGUCACCCUCAGUGAGGGACCUUCUCCAUCAGCUCAUCGUGUCCUGAUGCAGAGAGCAGGCUCACCUGUACCCAGCUGUGUUUCCAUGAAGAGUGACGAGUCAAUGGAGGCACAAAUCUUCUUCAGAGAGGGACCUUUUCCAUCAGAUCAAAGUGUCCUGAUGGAGAGAGCAGGCUCACCUGUAGCCAGCUGUGUUUCCAUGAAGAGUGACAGGUCAAUGCAGGAACCAAUCGACUUCAGUGAGGGACCUUUUCCAUCAGAUCAAAGAGGCCCCAGCAGCAGUUAUCUGGUGUGGAUCGGUACAAAAAUGGAGGGAGCUGCUUCUGAAAUGACCCCCCCUGUGGAGUGUAAAUCAAGGGGAAUUGUAAGUGUCCUGUUGAAGAGAGCAAACUCACGUGGACCCAGCUGUGUUUCCAUGAAGAGUGACAAGUCAAUGAUGGAACCAGUCACCCUCAGUGAGGGACUUUUUCCAUCAGCUCAUUGUGUCCUGAUGGAGAGAGCAGGCUCACCUGUACCCAGCUGUGUUUCCAUGAAGAGUGACGAGUCAAUGGUGGAACCAAUCGGCUUCAGAGAGGGACCAUUUCCAUCAGAUCAAAGAGGCCCCAGCAUCAGUCAUCUGGUGUGGAUCGGUACAAAAAUGGAGGGAGCUGCUUCUGAAAUGACCCCCCCUGUGGAGUGUAAAUCAAGGGGAAUUGUAAGUGUCCUGUUGAAGAGAGCAAACUCACGUGGACCCAGCUGUGUUUCCAUGAAGAGUGACAAGUCAAUGAUGGAACCAGUCACUCUCAGUGAGGGACCUUCUCCAUCAGCUCAUCGGGGCCGAGUGAAAAGGUUUAAUUCACAUCCACAUAAAGGAGACUUAUCGUCCAUCUUCAAGUUAUUGGAGAAAAAAGCUCAAAUAUUUCUGAAGGAUGAGCUGAUGAAAUUCCAAAGGUACCUGGAUCAGAAUGACCCAGAAUUCUCUGAGCCUCAGCUGGAGGAGGACAAUGACCUGGACAGUGAUGGUCAGAUGCAGAAGACCUGUGGUAGAGAGGGAGCUCUGAAGAUCACACUGUACAUCCUGAGGACCAUGGAGCAAAAUGAUCUCGCUGACAUGCUGGAGAAGAGGUAUCUUCUGUUGCAAUGUCAACGUAGAAUCAAAUGUAACCUGAAGCAAAGGUUUGAGUGUGUAUUUGAAGGGAAAGCUAAGGAAGGACAGCCAACACUUCUCAAAGAUAUUUAUACAGAACUCUACAUAACUGAAGGGGGAACUGGAGGAGUCAAUGAUGAACAUGAAGUGAGACGGAUUGAAACAGCAUCCAAGAAAAGGGUAACUGAAGAUACUACAGUCAAGUGCAAUGAUAUAUUUAAACCCUUAUGUGGGCGUGAGACACCUAUCAGAACUGUACUCACUAAAGGGGUGGCAGGUAUUGGGAAAACAGUCUCUGUGCAGAAAGUUAUUCUUGACUGGGCAGAAGGAAAAGCAAACCAGGACAUUCACUUCAUAUUUGCUCUUCCUUUCCGGGACCUGAAUUUGAUUAAGGAUGAAUACAGUCUGAUUGAUCUGCUUCACCACUUUCUCCCAGAACUGAAAUCAUUUAAAUCUGCUGAGCUUUAUAGGUACAAAGUUUUAUUGAUCUUUGAUGGUCUGGAUGAGUGUCGCCUUCCUCUAGAUUUUCAGACCAAUAAGAGUUGGUUUGAUGUAACAAAAAAAACGUCACUGGAUGUGCUGUUGACUAACCUCAUUAAGGGGAAUCUGCUUCCAUCAGCUCUCCUCUGGAUAACCUCCCGGCCUGCAGCAGCCAAUCAGAUACCUCCUGAGUGUGUCCACCAGGUGACAGAGAUACGAGGUUUCAAUGAUGUCCAGAAAGAGGAAUAUUUCAGGAAAAGAUUUAAUGAUCAGAGCCUGGCCAGCAGGAUUAUCACACAUGUGAAAUCAUCAAGGAGCCUCUUCAUCAUGUGCCACAUACCUGUGUUCUGCUGGAUUUCAGCCACUGUUCUUGAGAGUCUUUUUAGUGAGUCUGACCGUGGAGAAAUUCCAAGGACUCUGACUGAAAUGUACACACACUUCCUGAUCUUUCAGGCGAGUUUAAAAAAGUACAAGUAUACGGAAAACGGUGAAACAAAGCUUAAUAAAUGCACUAAAUCUGGGAAGAAAUUCCUUUUAAAACUUGGUAAACUGGCUUUUCAUAACCUUGAGAAAGGCAAUCUCAUAUUUUAUAAACAAGAUCUGACAGAGAAUGGAAUUGAUGUCACAGAGGCUGCAGUUUACUCUGGAGUGUGCACAGAAGUCUUUAAAGAGGAGUAUGGGUUGUACCAGGAGAAGGUGUACUGCUUUGUGCAUCUGAGCAUCCAGGAGUAUCUCGCUGCUCUAUACACGUUUCUGUCAAACUCAUUAGCUAAUCAGCUGAAGACUGCAGUGAAUGAGGCAUUAAAGAGCAAGAAUGGACACUUGGACCUCUACCUCCGCUUCCUCCUUGGCCUCUCAACAGACUCCAGUAAGAGUCUGUUAAAAAGGCUACUGGGCCAGACAAGAACCAGUUUACAUAACAGUAAGAAAACAGCUCAAUAUAUCAAGGAGAAAAUACAAGAGAAUUUAUCUGCAGAAAGGACCAUCAACCUGUUCCACUGUCUGAAUGAAAUGGGUGACAAUUCUCUAACAGAGGAAAUACAAAGAUACCUGAGUUCAGGAAGCCUUUCAGCAGCAGACCUCUCACCUGCACAGUGGUCAGCUCUGGCCUUUGUGUUACUGAUGUCAGAUAAGGAGCUGGAUGUGUUUGAUCUGAAGAAAUACAUCAGAUCAGAUGAAGGUCUUCAGAGGCUGCUGCCUGUGAUCAAGAAAUCUAGGACAGCUCUGCUGGACAGCUGUAGACUCACAGAGAAAUGCUGUGAAGUGUUGGCUUCAGCUCUCAGAUCAAACUCCUCUCAGCUGAGAGAGCUGGACCUGAGUGACAAUGACCUGCAGGAUUCAGGGGUGGAGCUGCUCUCUGCUGGACUGGGAGAUUCACACUGUAAGCUGGAGAUACUGAGGCUGUCAGGCUGUAGAGUCACAGAAGAAGGCUGUUCUUCCUUGGCUUCAGCUCUGAGGUCAAACCCCUCACACCUGAGGGAGCUGGACCUGAGCUACAAUCACCCAGGAGACUCAAGAGUGAAGCUGCUCUCUGCUGUACUGGAGGAUCCCAGCUGUAAACUAGAGAUACUGAGCCUGAUCAACUGUAGACUCACAGAGAAAUGCUGUGAAGUGUUGGCUUCAGCUCUCAGAUCAAACUCCUCUCAGCUGAGAGACCUGGACCUGAGUGACAAUGACCUGCAGGAUUCAGGAGUGAAGCUGCUCUCUGCUGGACUGGGGGAUUCACACUGUAAACUGGAGAUACUGAGCCUGAACAACUGUAGACUCACAAAGAAAUGCUGUAAAGUGUUGGCUUCAGCUCUCAGAUCAAACUCCUCUCAGCUGAGAGACCUGGACCUGAGUAACAAUGACCUGCAGGAUUCGGGAGUGAAGCUGCUCUCUGUUGGACUGGGGGAUUCACACUGUAAACUGGAGAUACUGAGGCUGUCAGGCUGUAGAGUCACAGAAGAAGGCUGUUCUUCCCUGGCUUCAGCUCUGAGGUCAAACCCCUCACACCUGAGAGAGCUGGACCUGAGCUACAAUCACCCAGGAGACUCAGGAGUGAAGCUGCUCUCUGCUCUACUGCAGGAUCCCAAAUGUAAACUAGAGAAACUGAAUGUGGACCACAGUGGAGAGUGCAGGACCAGACCAGGGGUCCAGAAAUACUCCUGCCAGCUGACGCUGGACCCCAACACAGCACACAGACGCCUGUCUCUGUCAGGGGGGAACAGGAAGGUGACAUGUGGGGCAGAGCAGCCAUAUCCUGAUCAUCCAGAGAGAUUUGACUGGUGGGACCAGGUUCUGUGCAGAGAGAGUCUGACUGGCCGCUGUUACUGGGAGGCUGAGUGGAGUGGAGAUGGAGCCUGGAUAGGAGUGACUUAUAAAGGAAUCAGGAGGAAAGGAUGGAGUGAUGACUGUCGGCUUGGAUUCAAUGAGAAGUCAUGGAGUCUGUUCUGUAAUACUGACAGAUACUCUGUCCUUCACAAUAAUAAAGAUACUGUCAUACCCAUAAAGCCCUCAGGCUCCCGCAGAGUAGGAGUGUAUCUGGACUGGGGGGCUGGUACUCUGUCCUUCUACAGAGUCUCCUCUGAUGGACUGACCCUCCUGUACAGAUUCACCUCCUCAUUCACUGAACCCCUCUAUCCUGGGUUUUGGGUGAAUUCAAACUCCCCCGUGUCCCUGUGCAUGCUGGGAUAGCUCACUGAGUGCUGGAGGAAUCAUUUUUACCUUAUCAGAGUGUCACAUGUCGCUGCUUCUCGGCAAAAAGGUAAAAUCUCUGCUUUUUGACCAGUAUAACCCUAUUUACUCUGUCUGAUGUGUGACAUAUGUUAGACAAAAAUAAAUGGGUUUGGCAAGCUGAACAAACACAGGAAAUGACAGUUUUUCUCUCUGAUUAAAAUGUAAUCCUGAUGAUUGGGGGGGGGGUUUCUCCCCCUAUAUGUACAUUUUAUAUGUUUCUGUCUAUAUAUAUUAUAUAUUGUAUUUGUUAUCAGUACACCGAUAAUAAAGGCUUCAUGUUGUAUCCUA